AUGGAGGACUCCAAAUCUAUUGCCAAGGAAGACAACAUCUUCCCGAACGCCUCCGACUCCAACGUCAAGAAUUAUGAUGCUAUCCGAUGCGAAAUUAAUACCUGUCAAAUGAAUCUGAGGGAGCACCAACAGAGACUACAAACUGUCGAGCAAGACAUGGUCGAGAACUUUGCGCAGAUAGACUUAUGGCUGAAAAGAGAGCGCGAGCGCCAGGCCGAGAGACCACGCUGGACUUUCAACGACGAGAUGAAGUACCGUAGCAUUAUCAUCAAGCUAAUCAACCAGAACGAUCACACGAUUCAAGAUCUUCGACGGACCCAUUCAAGCCUCAGACUCCUCAUAGAGAGGGUCAGCAGAAUGCUACAGGAGCUUGAAAGAAAACUUGAGAAGAUGGACAAACAGCUCGAGGCAAAUCGCAACGCUGAUAUCCGGCGCUUCACAUACGUCACAGUCAUCUUCCUACCUCUGGGCUUUGCUACGGGUGUGUUCAGCAUGAGUGGCGCGCCUUCAGGCUCAACAUUGGGAAACAUGAUCAUCACAGCUGUUGCAGCUUUCUCAAUAACUGCGUUACUGAUCAUAUGCGUCACGAACCUGGAUGUUAUACGGAAGUUUUGCGAGGGAGCUGGAGAGCACGCAGUUAAUCUGAAGAACGACAUGGUGAAGUUCUUUGACGAGGCCAGGAAAAAGUGGGAGAACUACAGACUAGCUGAGAAGCCCAAUGAUGAGAAUGAAGAAGCGCAACGUGAUGAGGAUGAGAUACAACUAGUAGCAAUAAGGCCAGAGAGCAAGGGAGCUUCGAUAAGGAAUGGAAGAGAAUCAAGGGAUAGUGAAAGAAGAUCGUGGCAUAGUGAGGGAAGUGUUUACCUGCAGAUGGAACCAGUACGCAGCUCUGACAAUAUUGUUUGA
Molecule: messenger RNA, 906 nt
Organism: Fusarium coffeatum
Lineage: Eukaryota; Fungi; Ascomycota; Sordariomycetes; Hypocreales; Nectriaceae
Exons: 1
Coding region: 1-906 (301 amino acids)
Biological process (GO): transmembrane transport; metal ion transport
Cellular component (GO): membrane
Molecular function (GO): metal ion transmembrane transporter activity
Source: RefSeq, a predicted model, not a curated record